Nymphaea colorata (pocket water lily) is the source of this 2297-nucleotide messenger RNA. Its product is annotated as probable chlorophyll(ide) b reductase NYC1, chloroplastic. Lineage: Eukaryota; Viridiplantae; Streptophyta; Magnoliopsida; Nymphaeales; Nymphaeaceae. Gene Ontology annotation, molecular function: chlorophyll(ide) b reductase activity. The transcript is spliced from 10 exons. The record is from RefSeq and is a predicted model, not a curated record. The coding region runs from base 150 to 1844 and encodes 564 amino acids. Gene Ontology annotation, biological process: chlorophyll catabolic process; PSII associated light-harvesting complex II catabolic process.
UAUGUGGCAACCACGUGGCGUGGCGAUUAGGCUCUCUUCCUCCUUGUGGCUUCCACUCUUUCCCCUCCCAAAGAUCUUACCACGUUCCCCGCCUGCCCUCUUCCCCUCAACAAGCAACAACCAAGGGAGAGAGAGGGAGAGAACUGGGCAUGGCUGCCCUUACCAAUAUCCAGUUCUCUUCACAGAGCUGUUGGUGCUGCCGAGAGUACUCCCCAUCUCCGCAUCCUCCCCAGGGGAGGAUUUUACCUCAAUUGGCCCUCAGGUUCAACGCCCUUUGCUUCUCUUCUCCUCCUUCUCAGUACUCCCAUUUUUCUGGUGGGAAGCACAACGACGGUCGUCGGCAUCAGAGGGGGCUCAAAAUCUUGUGCGUGAGAAGACCUUCCCCCGAUUGCAGUGGUGAAAGUGGUGAGACUUCUGACGGCAAUGGCAAUGAAGAGGAAAGUAGUGGAGAUGGUGGUUUUGGAAUUGAAAGCGAGCUUGUUUCCACCAAAGGGAGGAACAAGUUUCUGUAUCUUCUCAAGGAUUUUCUUCGAGGAAGAUGGUCGUCUUCCUCGUUGGCUCUUCACACAGUGUCUGCAUCAACAUCCGCUGAAGAACGCAAAUUUAGGAAGCUGUUGAUGAAAGCUGAAGAUAGUUUCUUUUCGUUUGUAGGUCAUCUCGGCAGGUAUUUUGUUACGUUGAUGAGUACGGGGGUGAUUCUCGCAAUUGGUUUUCAGCUUUCAGGUGGGAACAGUGAGAUGAACACCUUGAUUUGGUAUAGCUGGCUCGGUGGAAUAAUCAUAGGGACGAUGGUUGGUGCAAACAUGGUUUUAGAAGAACAUAGCAAAGCCGGUCCAAGGACUGUUGUCAUAACAGGAAGCACAAGAGGGCUUGGGAAAGCACUUGCACGGGAAUUUCUUCUUUCUGGAGAUCAAGUUGUUGUUGCCUCUCGCAGCCCAGAGUCAGUUGAGGCAACUGUGAGGGAACUGGAAGAAAAUUUACUGGAUGGGAUAAAUGCAGCACGAACUGAUGCCCGUCGGAAGAUUUUGAUGAGGGCAAAAGUGAUUGGUAUUGCAUGUGAUGUCUGCAAGGUUGAGGACGUGAAAAGGCUGGCCUCUUUUGCGACAAAUGAAUUUGGUCCUAUUAAUAUAUGGAUUAACAACGCAGGAAUUAAUAAAGGGUUUCGACCACUUCUUCAAUUUACAGAUGAAGAAAUUAACCAGAUUGUCUCAACAAAUCUGGUUGGUUCUCUAAUAUGCACUCGUGAAGCAAUACGUAUCAUGGGAGCCCAGGAAAAGGGAGGUCACAUAUUUAACAUGGAUGGUGCAGGGUCAGGAGGAUCAAGCACCCCAUUAACAGCUGUCUAUGGGUCGACCAAAUGUGGUUUAAGGCAGCUCCAAGCAUCUCUUUUGAAGGAGUGCAAGAGGUCAAAGGUGGGAGUGCACACGGCAUCCCCAGGCAUGGUCUUGACAGAUUUGCUAUUGAGUGGAUCAAGCCUUCAAAAUAAACAAAUGUUCAAUAUUAUAUGUGAGCUACCAGAAACUGUUGCAAGGACACUGGUUCCAAGAAUGCGGGUUGUAAGGGGAACUGGAAAAGCAGUUAACUAUUUGACUCCCCCUCGGAUUCUGCUUGCAUUAGUGACUGUAUGGCUUCGGCAAGGUCGUUGGUUUGAUGAUGAGGGAAGAGCAUUAUAUGCAGCAGAAGCAGAUCGGCUGCGAAACUGGGCUGAGAGCCGCGCUCAGUUUUCAUUCACCGAUGCCAUGGAGAUGUACACUGAGAACACUUGGGUUUCUGUCUUCUCACUUUCUGUGGUUUGUGCUUUUAUAAUCCUCUCCAGUUCAUCAGGAACAAUGCCAGGCACAUGAUAUUGUACGCAGGAGUUCAAGCAAAGCAACAUACUAGCAGCCCGCUACCAACUACCAAGUGUAGAUUCUGUAGAAGCAAUGUUCUGUCUUGCAAGCAAUGAAAAUGAAGAGUUGAAAUGAUAAGUCAUGGUAUAUUCAACGUUACACAGCCAGAGGGAAGGAAGGAGGAAAGCAAGUAUGUUGAAUCUAAGUGGAGUCAUCCUUCUUAUUAUCAUAACAGGAUCUCUCCACUAGCAUAGGUCUGUUAAUGUGAUUUCUGGUCAUUAGUAAUUCUAAUUCAAAAUCGAUUCUUGAUCCAUUUGGUCCAAGUUACUUUAUCCAUACAUGAAAUUUGGUCUAGAAGAUGAAACUCUGCGCCACUUUGUGGAGAAUAGUCAUUACCUGCAUAUGUAACUGAAAACUGUCAAAGGAACUACAAGUCAUAGAAUGGAAUAUACCAGCUUUCAUCUCCUA